Messenger RNA from Scleropages formosus (Asian bonytongue), 770 nucleotides. Its product is annotated as trypsin-2-like. The coding region runs from base 1 to 750 and encodes 249 amino acids. The record is from RefSeq and is a predicted model, not a curated record. Gene Ontology annotation, molecular function: serine-type endopeptidase activity. The transcript has 5 exons. Lineage: Eukaryota; Metazoa; Chordata; Actinopteri; Osteoglossiformes; Osteoglossidae. Gene Ontology annotation, biological process: proteolysis.
AUGAGGACUUCUGUAUUUGCUGUGCUUAUUGUGGCAGCUGUGUAUGGUCAGGAAGACAGUGACAAAAUAAUUGGAGGCUACGAAUGCCCCCGCAACUCUCAGAAAUGGCAAGUUUUCCUCACUUAUGACGAUGGACAACGCUGGUGUGGCGGAUCGCUAAUAAAUAAAUUGUGGGUGGUAUCAGCUGCUCACUGUUACAUUCCGGCUCCUCGUUUGGCAGUCCAUCUUGGGGAACAUGACCUGUAUGCCGAGGAGGGAACAGAGCAAAGAAUCUUCGUUGAAAAAGCCAUACGUCACCCUGGCUACAGUAGCUCCAACUAUGACAAUGACAUCAUGCUUAUUAAGCUGAAACAGCCUGCUGUAUUCAACGAGUUUGUGCAUCCCAUUCCCCUGGCUUCCAGUUGUGCUCGGCCUGGGGAAGCGUGCCUAGUGUCUGGCUGGGGCAACCAAAUCAACACUGGAGUUCACUAUGCAGCAGUGUUGCAGUGCUUGAACCUGCCAAUCCUCUCCGAGUCUCAGUGCCGGAAUUCCUACGGCAGCCUUAUAACAGACAACAUGCUGUGUGCAGGGUUCCUUGAGGGAGGCAAAGACUCUUGUCAGGGUGACUCCGGUGGACCUCUGGUAUGUCAUGGUCAGCUUCAGGGUGUGGUGUCCUGGGGAUCUGGCUGUGCAGAGCCUGGCUAUCCUGGGGUUUACGCUGAAGUUUGUCGCUACAUUGACUGGAUCAAUAACGUUAUGGCCAGCAACUGAGAAUAUGAUAGUGAAGACAU